CUCCUCGCUGCCAGAGCCAUCCUGGUACCCCAAAAGUUGCCAGGCUCCUAUCUCUCCUUUCCUUUCCCCCUCCCCCAGCUAAACUCCUGAUCCCUUUGAUCCCCUUCCCUUGCUCCAAGCAGGACCCUCCCCAUACACGUGGGGGGGGGGUUCUCCCUUCCCCUCUCUUCCCUUCCCCUCCCUUCCCCAUCCACGCAGCCUUCCUCCAAGCCAGGGAAGGCGGGCGGCGCAUGGACUCGCCCGCAAGAGGCGCGCGUGGAACGGCACGCCUCGAUUUUGCCCGCUCGGCAACCCCCGAUUCCAAUCGGUCCCGAGCCUGAGAAGAGGAUCACGCAGCGGCAGGGGGCGAUCCCCGCCCCCUCCCCUGCCGGAUCGGUCCCACCUCCUCCUCCUCCUCCUCUUCCUCCUCCCGCCGCUUCCUCGCCGACCGGCUCCGGGUGCAGCACGUUGGCUUUCGCGGCAGCAGCCAUCGCCGCCAGGGGCCAGCGUCGAGCGAUCUGCUUGCUGGAUCUCCGCUUCGUCCUUCGGGGGCGGCGAUGCGAUCGCCUGGCCAGGCUCUGGAUGCCGCUGGGGCCCCCCGGAGGAAGCCUCGAUCCGGGCUGGCUGAAGAGGAGCAGCAGCUGCUGCUGCCGAGUCUUCCUUCGCCGCCGGGAAACCCCUCCAGUUGCCACUGCUCAGCCCGGGCUUGGUCCUCAUGAGCAUCCGUUCUAAUGCAGCCCAUGGUCAUGCAGGGAUGCUCAUUCACCCUCCCCAGAUGUCGUGAAUGGCACAACGCCGGGGCGUCCCGUCGCAACAGCACCUCCUACCCUCAGUCUCAGGUUAAAACAGCUCGUGAUGGCACCAUACCAGCCAGUCUGAACAAGAAGCCUCCAAACGGUGCUGUUGGGCCCCCGAUGACCCUGGAAAUGAAUCUAUGCUGGAAUGAGAUUAAGAAGAAAUCACACAGCCUCCGGGCUCGCCUAGAGGCCUUCUCGGAUCACAGUGGCAAGCUGCAGAUUCCUUUGCAGGAGAUCAUUGACUGGCUUAGCCAAAAAGAUGAGGAAAUUUCUGCCCAGCUACCGCUCCGUGGGGACGUUCUCCUGGUACAGCAGGAGAAAGAGAGGCAUACGGCCUUCAUGGAAGAAGUGAAGUCUCGGGGACCAUACAUUUAUUCCGUUUUGGAAUCGGCACAAGUUUUCCUUACUCAGCACCCGUUUGAAGAAGUGGAAGAUGUAAAUCUUGACAGCAAAGAUGUCUCCCCAAGACACCGGAUCCAGAAUAUCAGCCGUUUUGUGUGGAAACAGGCGACGGUGGCCAGCGAACUGUGGGAAAAGCUGACCGCCCGCUGUGUCGACCAGCACCGUCACAUUGAGAGGACCCUAGAGCAGCUGCUGGAGAUCAAAGCGACCAUGGAAGAACUCAGCACCACCCUCAACCAAGCUGAAAGUGUGCAAGAGACAUGGGAACCCAUUGGAGACCUCUUCAUCGAUUCUUUGCCGGAGCAUAUCCAAGCCACCAAGUUGUUCCAAGAGGAGCUUUCCCCCAUGAAAGACGGAGUGAAACUUGUGAAUGACCUUGCACACCAGCUGGCGAUCUCUGAUGUUCACCUGUCCAUGGAAAACUCCCGUGCUCUAGAACAGAUCAACACACGUUGGAAACAGCUACAGGUCUCCAUCAAUGACCGUCUGAAGCACCUUCAAGAUGCCCACCGGGACUUUGGGCCAGGAUCUCAACACUUCCUGUCGACCUCAGUCCAGGUCCCCUGGGAACGAGCCAUUUCUCCCAAUAAAGUUCCUUAUUACAUCAACCACCAAGCCCAGACAACCUGUUGGGACCAUCCAAAGAUGACUGAAUUAUACCAAACGCUGGCCGACUUAAACAACAUCAAGUAUUCCGCUUACCGUACGGCCAUGAAGCUACGCCGGGUGCAGAAGGCUUUGAGACUGGAUAUGGUGACGCUGUCCACAGCCUUGGAGGUCUUUAAUGAACAUGAGCUCCAGCCCAGUGACCACGUGAUGGACGUGGUCGAAGUGAUCCAUUGCUUGACCGCUCUGUAUGAGCGGCUGGAGGAGGAAAGAGGCAUUCUGGUCAAUGUCCCUCUCUGUGUGGACAUGAGCUUGAAUUGGCUGCUGAACGUUUUUGACAGUGGGCGCAGCGGGAAGAUGCGGGCGCUCUCCUUCAAGACGGGCAUCGCGUGUCUCUGCGGCACGGAGGUGAAGGAGAAAUUCCAGUAUCUCUUCAGCCAGGUGGCCAAUUCCAGCGGGCUCUGCGACCAGAGGCAUCUCGGCAUCUUGCUCCACGAAGCCAUCCAAGUCCCGCGGCAGCUGGGGGAAGUGGCGGCCUUCGGCGGGAGCAAUGUGGAGCCCAGUGUGCGCAGCUGUUUCCGCUUUGGAAAUGGCAAAGCAUCCAUUGAGGCAACUCAGUUCCUGGAAUGGGCAAACUUAGAGCCACAGUCAAUGGUGUGGCUGGCCGUCCUUCACCGAGUAGCCAUUGCUGAGCAAGUAAAACACCAGACUAAGUGCUCCAUCUGCAGGCAAUGUCCCAUCAAAGGUUUCAGAUACCGCAGCCUCAAGCAGUUCAAUGUGGACAUCUGCCAGGCUUGUUUCUUGACGGGACGAGCCAGCAAAGGGAACAAGCUGCAUUAUCCCAUCAUGGAAUAUUAUACGAUGACCACUUCCAGCGAGAACAUGAGGGAUUUUGCUACCACCUUAAAAAACAAAUUCCGUUCCAAGCAGUACUUCAGCAAGCAUCCCCAGAGAGGGUACCUACCAGUCCAAUCCGUGCUGGAGGCAGAUGUCAUUGAAACGCCAGCCUCUUCUCCGAUGUUACCACAUGCUGACACCCAUUCUCGGAUUGAGCAUUUUGCUAGCAGGCUUGCAGAGAUGGAAAGCCAGACUUCUUCCUUUUACAACGACAACCUUUCGCCAGAUGAUAGCUUGGAUGAAGAUCAAUAUCUUUUGCGCCAUUCCAGCCCUGUCCCCGACGGAGAACCUAUCUCCAGCCAAGAAGCUCAGAAUGGCACCAGGACAGAUGAUAAAGGAGAACUGGAAAGAAUUUUGGCCCACCUGGAGGAUGAAAACAGGGUCCUUCAGGGAGAGCUGAGACGUCUGAAGUGGAAGCACGAAGAGGCAGCCGAGUCUGCCCAAGGAGCUCCUGAAACGGCCCAGGAUCCACCCAGUGAAGAGCUCUUGGCCGAAGCCCGCAUUCUUCGACAGCACAAGAGCCGCCUGGAGACCCGGAUGCAAAUCUUGGAGGACCACAACAAGCAGCUGGAAUCUCAGCUGCAGCGCCUGAGGGAGCUGCUUCUUCAGCCACCAGCCAAUUCCAAAGAAGAAGGCUCGGCCACUUCUUCCACCGUGGCUUCUUCUCCUCAACCAUCAGAAGAGAGUCAGCCUAGGGAAAAAGAUGCGAGCACUCCAAACACAGAAAUGGCAGAUGAAGUAGACGCAAAGUCCCAAGAUGUCAGUCUGUGUCUAGAAGAUAUCAUGGAGAAAUUACGGAAUGCUUUCCCCAAUAACGGAGGACAAAGAUCUAAGCCCUUGGCUUUGUUGAAGAAGUCCCUCAAGUUCUCCUAGAGACUUAGAAUUGGCAGCUGCUGGUCCAACCUCCCUAAUCUAACACCUCCUGAAGGCUAGAGGUUUUAUCUAACCAGUUCUUUUUAUUUAUAUAUAUAUAAUAAAUAUAUAUAUAUAUAUCAAAGCAAAAAUCACUCAUGCAUUAAUCACGAAAUCUCCAGAACCGUAAAGCCUACAAAUUUGAAAUUUGCCACGUAUGUUCCUCUUGGUUUCUAGGUGCUUAUUAAGAAAGGAUUUUUCGAAAUGACCAUCAGAGCAUUAGUAUUUCCUAUAUUAUUAUUAACACGCUCUGAUGCUAAGGAGUUCUACUCCCCCUCUCCACCUGAAAAGAAAUCUGUUCCAACUGCAAAACACAAGCAGAGGAGUUUCAGUUUCAGUUUUACUUUCACAGCAGGAAGCAGCUUUAAUACAGACAAAACAAAGACUUUAUAACAAAAACACUUGAGCUAAGCCACGCCCAGCCUCCUUCCUGUCUCCUUCUUGCUCACACAGCAAAUACUGUUUCACUUUCCAAACAGCCCUCUGAUGCUAAUGAGUUCUACUCCCCCUCUCCACCUCAAAAGAAAUCUAUUCCAAAUGCAAAACACAAGCAGAGGAGAGGAGUUUCACUUUCAGUUUUACUUUCACAGUAGCAAGCAGCUUUAUUUACUACUGAACAGUUGAGCUAAACCACACCCAGCCUCCUUCCUGUCUCUUUCUUGCUCACACAGCAAAUACUGUUUGAGUUUCCAAACACAGCGUACUGUCUGGGACAGUUCGUUUACACAGUGAUAUUUCUUAAGUUUCUAAUUUCUACCCCUGUUGUCCAACCAUUGAUAAAACAGAUCCCAAGUUCGAAAAUAUUCCGUGUCUUCUUUUUCUUUUAUCCUCUGUGUUAAUCUGUCUAUUUCUGCACAGUCCAAUAUUUUUUUAAAUUAUGCUUUCUCCCGUAGGUGUUUCCUUGCUUUUCCAAUGCUGUGCAAAUACAAUUCUUGCUGCUGUUUAAAACGUGCAAUAUCAAUUAUACAUUGCCUUUUAUCGUAUUUUUCUGGUAUUACGCCUAACAAAAAUAGCCCUGGCCUAAAAGCUAUAUGAACAUCAUUGGCUAUGACUCUGUUUCAUUUUCUCUUCCAGGUCCAACCUCCCUAAUCUAACACCUCCCGAAGGCUAGAGGCUUUUUCUAACCAGUUCUUGUCAACUGCUAUUCUCCUUUCUCUUCACUUCUGUCUUUCCCUCAUGUGGUGGGUUUCACCCGCAUCCUCAAAGGAGAGUUAUUCAGGAUCUGUGCAAGACCUCUGCUUAGAGACUUCAGGGGACUUGCCGGAGGAGUGAUCUAGGAUCAGCGACACAGAGUCAAAAAACCUGGUGCCCAAAAGAGGACCCGGGUUCGAGGAACUGUGAAAGGGCCCAUGUGAAAGCGAGGGGACAAAUCUUUCCCAGCAAAACAAAACUCCCAACAAAAAAAAACCGGCGUGUUCUCUUUUACAGUCUGUGAAUUGUUGCCCUUUGUGAGGUCAACUUUGGAGUUGAGAUGACCCACUGAGGAUUUGGCUUAAGCCAAUGAUCAAGUAGUGGUUUAAGCUAGCAAAGCCUUGAAGCUACUUUCGUAAGAACUGAUUGACAGAUAUUUCAAACCAAGAGACGAUUCAAGAACACGAGAAGAAAAUUACGUUUCUCGUCGAGAUUAGGAUAUUUGUGAAAUGACUGCGUUGUUUCCAUGCCUGACACGCUCAGUGGAAAUGAUGGAAGAAAUCGGGAGAAAUCUCACAGAAUUCGAAGAGAAAGAACAGAUUUCGGAAAGGCAUAAUUUUAGCAUCAGCAACAGCAGCCUUAUGACUGAUAAGCUUUAUAACAAAAAAGCCUUAUAGUUUUAUUGGUGUGUGUACCACACAAGCAUAAAUACAAUGUUGUCUAUAUUGUAUUUAAGUGCUGUUAUGGACUCCCAUCACGCAUUAAAUUCUAAUACUUGGUUGUAUGUUUAUUUUGGCUGGGCUCUUUCGCUCUGUUUCAAUUGCUGCUGUUGCUGAAUUUUGGUUUGGUUGUCUUUUGGCACUGGAUUGAUCUCCGCCGGAAUGACUUUGGAGCAGGGAGGGUUGGUUUGCCUGGUUUUCUUUCAUCCAUCUGAUUGUCCUAACAAUGCUUUUUUUUCCCCAAGAGGCAACUGGACUUUCUGGUUUUUCUUGGAAGACAUUUCGCUUCUCCUCCAAGAAGUUUCUUCACCUUCAGUAAGGAGUAGACCAUAGAGUGAAAGCAUAAUUGAUUAAAAUGCUACCCAGAGUCUUGUGCUACCAAUAGUUAGAGAAUAACAAUAAUUUGGGUUUGUACUGCGGAGUCCUUGGUGCUUUCUGAGCUUGAUUGUUUGCUUGCAGAUGUCUUAUAACCCAACUAGAUAACAUCAUCAGUGCUAGAAGGGAAUGGAGUUUGCUCCCUGUUUAUAUAUAGUAGAUUGCAGGGGUGGGUUCUACUUAUGCUUACUACCGGUUUGCAACAGGGCUGCAUGCACGCUUUUGCGUUCGCGCAGAAGCUUCCUGAUGACGUCGGGGUCAGUGGGUGGAGCUUCCCACCAGUUUUACUACCGGUUCUAUAGAACUGGUCUGAACCGGGGGCAACCCACCACUGGUAGAUUGCCCUUCCAGUUUUGGUGGGGUUGUGGUUUCUCCUUGGUAGUUUCUUUCCUUCUUGUUUGUCUGGUGGUAAUCCCUGCUUAUCUGGAUGUUGGUUGCUGGAGAGGGCUUGUUUUGGUCUAUUUGUUUCCUUCUUAACUGUGUUAUUGUCUCCUUUGAACGAUAUAUAAAUAUGGUUCAUCUCUAUGUGUCUUGAUGUUAUCUGGUCGGGUAAUGAAACAUUUGCAAUCAAACAGCCAAGCUCUGAGAGCACCAAGGACUCCAGAAAUUCCAAAUAGAUUUUCUAGAAAGGAGCUCUUCUAAGCUUUAAAACAACCCUGAACGGACAGUUUUGUCUUCUGGGAAACCAUCCUUCGCAUAUUUUAUUUCACGGGAAAUUGCUGUUGGUCCAAAGAAGACGUGAGCAAGAAAACAUACGAACACACCGGAUAAAUUAUGUACGCUUACCGCUGCUGGAGUGUACGUUUUAGCCAACAUGCUCCUUGUUGGAAUCAUCUGGGAUAUUUUCAAUUUCCACCGAUUUGUAAUAAAUGUACAUUGGUGUAUAAGAACACAAGGAGGAAAUAUCCUGAAUUUCUCCCACAGGGACAUAAGCAUAGAUGGGUGAUACAGAUUCCAUUGUAUUUAUGGGAUUUUUUAAAAAAGCAAAUGGACAGAAGUAUCUGUAUGAAAAGCAAAAUUCAGAAGGGAAGUAGAAAUUACGGUCCAGACAAGUCUGCUCCCUGUGGUUGCAUCAUGUGUUAGUUUCAGUGGGUGUGAAAAGCAUGCAUCCACAUCACUCACAUGCAUUCAGUGUGCAUUUUGUCACAGUAUUGACACAUGCGUACCAGUGAAGAGCAGCAUCUAUGGAGAUUCUCAGCCAUCCAGGUUACGGUUGUCCCAAAGGAGUUUUUUCAAAAGACAACUGCACUUUCUUUGUUUUUCUUGAAGACGUUUCGCUUCUCAUCCAAGAAACUUCUUCGGUUCUGUACCAAUGGUGCCAACAAUGAUUGUUGGAAUAUCAUUCUAGUCGUUAGGAAGGGUGUAUUUACAACCCUGAAUUAAAAGGCCUCAAUAUGGGUUAGUUGGAGAUUAUGGACUACAAUUUGUCCUAAAGCAAACAUCACUUGGGUUUUUAGUCAGGUAUGUUGGAUGGUUUGCGUAGUGUCGAAUUUAAUGUGUAGCGUUUGGAGCAAGACCUCGUACAUGGAAUUUUACCCUUGCAGAGUAUGGACUGAAAAGCCAAUAAAGGAGAAUAUUGAUAGCUCAGGGUUGAAAGGUGGAGUCCAUGAUCGUUGUAGCCUGCCAGCAGCCAGCGGAGCUGGAAGCAGAUUCAGACAGUAAGGAGAUUGGGGAGGAACAUGGGCCAGUCCUGGAGUCUGGGGAAGGCUCUGACGAGGGCUCUGCGUCGGAGGCAGAGUUGAGGCAAAGGCCAUAUGCCAGUUAUCAGCUACCUUCGGAAUCAGACAUCAGUGAGGCAGACGAACAGCUGGAGCCUCUUCCCAGUGUGCGCAUGCGCAGAGUUGCCAGACGAAGGGAACAGCUAAAGAACAGGGGUCGACUUAGGAGUAAGGCCCCAGGUGGACGAUGAAGGGCCCCUCCCAGAGGGAAUAAAAGAGGAGCGAAAGGGGACUGGAGUUUGCAGGAGACAAUUAGUUCAUUCCUGCAUUCUUGCCAAGUAUUGCAGCGUCUGAAAGAUAUCGGCCUGGCCACUCUCCAAGCCUAAGAAAGGUCGGUCAUUGUGAACUAUCUUGAAAGACUGUGGGAGAGGAAAGACUUUGCUGGAGAGGAAUUCACUGUAAAUUAAAUAAAAGGGGUUUAUCGAGACGAGGACUUAGCUUCGUGCUGCUGGGGAAGUUUAGGUCAGAACAAUGAUUCUCUCUGAACUUCCUGGUUUCCUUGUAGACGUUUCAUUACCCAGCUGGGUAACAUCCUCAGUGCACCGAUCGUCAGGGCACAGAUGAUGUAACUUAGUUUGGGUAACGAAACAUCUUCAAGAAAACAAUUUCAGAGAGCCCCAAGGACUGAAGAACAUAUCUGUUCAAAAAAGGAGGCGUGCUUUUUGGAAACCUCUCUUAGAAAGUUACACCGUGUUGGCCUCUCGUUUGUUAAAAGUUCCUGCUGUAGCAGUAGAAGGUCCACCUCGGAGGUUUUACUUUUCAGUUGGUGAUAAUGCCCAGAAUGGUUCUUCAUUCUAACAUUGUAAAUUGUCAGGAAGGCUACAGAUGUUGAAAGUAGGGUAAACCGGGAAGGAUGUUAUAGCACGUAAGGUUACACGAUAAAGUGGGGGGCGGGGAAGAGAUUGCGGCAUUUUGGAUAUUUGGGUAGGUUCCAUGCAGUAAAUAUUUAAAGACUGUCUGUGAUGGUUGCUGGCCAGCUGUAAAUCCUUUGUAAGACCACCCCUGGAAUCCUGUUUGCAGACUCUCUGCAGGAAAUCAGGUUGAACGGGAGGUCUAACAACAGAUGUUGAACCAGCCUCUUGGAAUUAAUGCCUUUGGGUUGCAUUCGGCUGCAGAUCCCGCUGUUCUACUCCUACAGCUGGCCAGCCCUUUCUAUUUUUGAUGUUUUUUUCUCCAGGGAAACCUGGGGAAUGCAACUCCGCAAGAGAUUUUUGUUUUCCUGGUACUCGUUUCGUGCCAAUCUAAAUAGAGUGUUUCAGUUUGAUAUGUUUGAAACCGGGUUAGAUUCCUUCUCUAGAUGCGUUGUGGUCUGCCUGCAGCCUGCGGAGCUGGCAGCGGAGUCAGACAGUGAGGAGGUUGAGGAAGAACAUGGGCCAGUCCUGGAGACUGGGGAAGGCCCGGAUGGGGGCUCUGCGUCGGAGGCAGAGAUGGGGCCAGGGCCAUCGGGGAGUGAUGUGUGGACUCCGGAGCCUCCGGAGUCAGACAGCAGAGAGACAGAGGAACAGGAGGAGCCUGUUCCUAGUGCAUGCAUGAGAAGAGCUGCCAGAAGGCAAGAGCAGCUAAAGCAAAAAGGACGACUCGGGAGUAAGGCCAAGAGAUGACUGGCCCCUCCCAUAAGGUUUAAAAGACCAGCAAUGGCUCUUGGGCUCUUUGUCGGAAAACAACGUUGAUAGAUUUGUUUCUUGCCUUGCUGCAUUUAUUUCUUGUCGGCAUCUUCUGCUUCUGAACUUUUGCCAAGAAAAGCCUUUGGCAGGUUGCCUAAUUAGACCAAGGUUGGUGAUAAGGCUGAAGAAUGGUGUUAUGAAGAAUUUGUUUUGAAUUAGUUUGGACUACGCUGAGAAUGAGUUAAUUCUCAGCUGUUCUAAUAAAGUCUGUUUGUUUUGAACUGAUUGUGUCUGAUAAUACCUACUUGGGCCUGGGUCACAACAAGAUGCUUCUUGGAGUUACUAAGAUUAGGAAGCAGAAGUUGGCUUGCAGGGUCCUGUCAGUGUUGGUGAGAAUGUUCCUGGUUGACCCCAAGAUUAAUACUAGACUAGCGAUCAAGCAAUAAACAAUACCUCAGUCAAGUGACUACCAACUCAGGCAAACAGUAAACAGCAGUCAAACAGUAAACAAAACCAAGAUCACUCCUACCAACGCUGACAGGGCAAGCCACUAGAAUAUAAAUUUGAGAGCAAAUCCCAAUCUGUCCUAGCACUGAUGAUGUUACCUAGUUGGGUAAUUAAACGUCUGCAAGAAAACCCAGCUCAAAGAGCACCAAGGACCCAACAGUGAAGGAUGUAACAACUGUUGGUAUUGAUAGGCUUGAUCCCUUCUAUGACAUCUGGCCAGUGGUGGGAUUCAACCGGUUAGCGUGUACGGUGAGCGUGUGAUUUGCGUGUGCGGACAGCGUUGAAAAACUGCCCGUUUUAAUCGCAAAACCUUACCUUCUAUUGCAGCGCUAGUGAGUAAAACAGCUGAGAGGCGGGAAUCUGUGCCGUGCAAAUCAGCUGAGCUGAAAAACACGGAAAUAUAGGAUAGAAUAGGGCAGGGGCGGGUGAGCGGGGCCAACUGAUCACCGGAACUACCGGUUUGUCUGGACCGGCUGAAUCCCACCACUGCAUCUGGCCAUUGCCAACACUGGCGGUGCAACAUCUCAUCUCAAAAGAGAUGGCUAGCAAAAUUCUUCUCCUUUGAUCUUCCGGGACAUCUUUUGUGGUCCAUCCACAGAAGAGAACCAGCCAAGAAUAUAUAUUCAGAUUGUCUGGCGACAGAAUGAGGGGAGGAAAUUCUGGGUUAAAAGCAAGUGAACGUGGGAGCCAAAUACAGGAGGAGGGUUUCUUUCUCUAAAGAUCAGGAGCUAAACUAAUCUGGACAGGUGAUGAUGUUUUCUUCGCUCAAAUCUUUCUUGAUUUCUUCUGUUCUGGAAAACAAUGACAAUAAAUUUGUAUUUCCGUU
Messenger RNA from Pantherophis guttatus, 10473 nucleotides. RefSeq names its product dystrophin related protein 2 (gene DRP2). The record is from RefSeq and is a predicted model, not a curated record. Gene Ontology annotation, cellular component: plasma membrane. NCBI's taxonomy places the organism in Eukaryota, Metazoa, Chordata, Lepidosauria, Squamata, Colubridae. Gene Ontology annotation, molecular function: protein binding; zinc ion binding. Gene Ontology annotation, biological process: synaptic signaling.